Molecule: messenger RNA, 826 nt
Organism: Cydia pomonella (codling moth)
Lineage: Eukaryota; Metazoa; Arthropoda; Insecta; Lepidoptera; Tortricidae
Exons: 3
Coding region: 1-387 (128 amino acids)
Source: RefSeq, a predicted model, not a curated record
AUGUGGCCCAUGAUGCUAAUCGUCGUGUACGCUUCAGUGCUCACCACAAAAGAAUUGAUAUACUACGCUGACUUUGAGCAUCCAAACGUCACGUACAGGAAUCCUAAAUACGUGGACUACGUGACCAUAACAGCCCAGAGAUACAGCCGUCGAGACCCCAUCCACUACUUAAACUUUCGUGCAAAAAUCUUAACUACCUUUGGGAACGACAUGGCACUAACCCUUGACUUCUACGAGUUCCUGAGUAACGAAUAUCGCCCCAGCAUGUUAGUGAUGCGCUUCAGGAUUUGCGAUUUUUUUUCAGAUCAUAAAUAUGACGUAUUUAAGCCUUUCUACAUGAAAUAUUUUAACGUCUCAUCUUGUCCGUUUCCAAAGGUAAGGCUGUAGAGGGUAUGAGGGUAUGAAUUUGGGGAACGGCGAGCGUCUAGCGGCGCGUUUGGCGGGGCGUACAGUGUGGCAUUAGCUUCCAAGGGAUUUGAAUGGCUUGCGGUGAGGCCUCUCGCAUUUUUUUAACACGCUAGCUAAGCUACCGGUCGCCUUAAUCGCGGCCCCGAAACCUGGCCCCGCUCAAACGGUAUCACCAGGCUAGGGGUCGUGGGGUUGGGUAACGAUCGGUAGUGAAGAGCUGGCCUUCACCAGCUGCACACACGUCCACAAAAUGACGUAGAAUGACCUCCCCACAUCGGUGGAAAGCGACCGGCUCCAACCGUAACAGCCUAACAGCGAACACGUUAUACCCUAAUUCAUAAUUAAAUUCCAUCAAUUCUACCACUGUGUUGCAAGUAAAAUGAAACUUCCAUAAAUAGUAAAUAUAUUAUUGGCGAAA